Parastagonospora nodorum SN15 is the source of this 810-nucleotide messenger RNA. RefSeq lists its product as hypothetical. The transcript has 2 exons. The coding region runs from base 1 to 810 and encodes 269 amino acids. Gene Ontology annotation, cellular component: mitochondrion. The record is from RefSeq and is a predicted model, not a curated record. Gene Ontology annotation, molecular function: GTP binding; GTPase activity. Lineage: Eukaryota; Fungi; Ascomycota; Dothideomycetes; Pleosporales; Phaeosphaeriaceae.
AUGCUCAUCGCAGCCGGCUCUAUUGGCGGCCUGGGCAACCCGGGCUUCAUGACGCCCUACAACUCGCGCCCGAAGAUGGCCACGCGCGGCGACGAGGGCCUCAAGCUGUCGCUGCAGCUCGAGCUAAAGAUUCUGGCCGAUCUGGGCCUUGUCGGCCUGCCCAACGCCGGCAAGAGCACGCUUUUGCGCGCCUUGAGCAACAGCCGCGCCCGCGUCGGCAACUGGGCCUUCACCACUCUCCAGCCCAAUGUCGGCACCGUUGUGCUUGACAACCACAAGGGCCGCCCGCUAGUCACCUCGCGGAGACGCAACGGCGAGCUGCGCGACAACUUCACCGUCGCAGACGUGCCGGGCCUGAUCGAAGACGCACAUCUUGACAAAGGGCUCGGCCUAGGCUUCCUGCGCCACAUCGAACGCGCUGCCGUCCUCGCUUUCGUCAUCGACCUCUCUGCAGGCGAUGCCGUCCACGCACUGAAGCUGCUAUGGCGGGAGGUGUCCGAUCCUGCAUCUGGCCUCGUCGAUUCACCAGUGCUGAACCCCUCCCCCGAGCCCUUGCCGUUCCUGUCGUCGACCCCCAUCUCUUCAAAGCCAUGGUUCGUUGUCGCGACCAAAGCGGACGUGCCAGAUACACAGCUCAACUACGAGGCCCUGCAGCGCUACCUCGAACAAGUCAAGGGCCGCGCUCAGCCUCAUCCGAGCAAUCGUAAGCACGCAUGGACGAGGAGUCCUCAAGCCGUUCCCGUGAGCGCCAUCAACGCGGAAGGUGUGGAAGUCAUCCCACAGUUGGUCAUGGAUCUUCUGGAAGAGUGA